Messenger RNA from Diabrotica virgifera virgifera (western corn rootworm), 4219 nucleotides. It is a transcript of the gene Dgkepsilon, whose product is annotated as diacylglycerol kinase epsilon. NCBI's taxonomy places the organism in Eukaryota, Metazoa, Arthropoda, Insecta, Coleoptera, Chrysomelidae. The record is from RefSeq and is a predicted model, not a curated record. The transcript has 10 exons. Gene Ontology annotation, molecular function: ATP-dependent diacylglycerol kinase activity. The coding region runs from base 202 to 1839 and encodes 545 amino acids.
GAUUAUCAUGAUCAAUUUGUUGACAUUUUAGAAAUGCACCAGAUGACGUUUAUUUUGUUUAUUUUCAAACGAAACCAAACUAAACAUUAUUUAAAAAGUACAUUGUUAGUGAACGUAUUUUAUGGAUAUUUUUAAGGAAUUUAGUAUGACUUUUAAAAGAGUGCACAGCCCUCGAACCUUCCUACAAUCACCUCCUAAAAUAUGGGUGUUUUUAGUAAAAUCUAUGUAGAAAGAAAAAAUAAUAUGUGGAUAAUUGGAGACCUGUUUCCCCCCUACAGUUUUCCGGGGUUCUUCAGUGCUUUCGUACUGUGCAUUUUAAGUUUUUAUAUUUUUAAGAAACUAAGUGGAGAUGGGAACAUAACUGUGAGAGGAGCUGUGAAAGGACAUAGCUGGACUUCGGUUCAGAUAACUGCUAAGACUUGGUACUGUUCUGUAUGUGAAUCAUUGUUACUGAAUGGAAUUGGUGUUUAUUGUGACUGUUGCGGAGUGUGUGCAGAUCCAGAUUGUGUGAAGAAAGCGAAUUUUGCAUUAAAAUGUAAGAUUAUUACCAGCAAUGACCAGAAUCAAUUACAUCAUUGGGUUAAAGGUAAUUUACCCUUUGGAGCCAAUUGUAAACAUUGCUUAGAGGAAUGUUCCAGGGACCCUGGUCUAGUGGAUUUUAGAUGUUGCUGGUGUCAAAUGACAAUUCACACCGAAUGUUUGCUAAAAGUAGAAAAAGUCUGUGAUUUUGGACCUUUCAGAAGAAUGAUAGUUCCUCCUUGGUGUGUCCAGACAGCUAAACGUAAAGGAGCUUUAAACAAGCAUUUACUAUUGAGAGGUGUGCGGGAUCCUUGUUGGGAAAAGUGGACACCCUUAGUCGUAGUGGCCAAUAAAAAGUCUGGAAAUGGAGAUGGGGCAUUAGUAUUAUCAGAAUUUCGAAAGUACUUAAAUCCUGUGCAGGUUAUAGAUUUGAGCGAAAGAAAACCCCCAGCAGCUUUGCAGUGGUGUGUUCUUUUAUCCCCAAAGACGGUCAAUAUUUUGGUUGCUGGUGGGGAUGGUACUGUCUCCUGGAUGCUGAGUACUUCCCAUAAACUAGAUCUUGAUCCUGAGCCUUUGUUGUCUAUAAUUCCUUUGGGAACUGGCAAUGAUUUGUCCAGGGUUUUAAAUUGGGGACAUCAGAAUUCAUCAGAGUUAGAUGUUGAAGAGGUUCUGAAAAAUAUCAUCGAUGCCAAAGUGUCAGAACUUGACAGAUGGAAAGUGGAAGUUAUAUCGAAUAGACAUUUAGGCUUAAAACUACCUAAUAAAACCUACUUUAUGUAUAACUAUGCAAGUAUCGGUGUGGAUGCGCAAGUUGCACUGAAUUUUCAUAAAACUAGGGAUAGUAUUUUUUACAUAUAUGGGAGCAGGCUGUUUAACAAGAUGUUAUAUUUAACUUUUGGAACUCAACAAGUGGUUACAGCAGAUUGCAAAAAUCUCGAAAAAAUACUGGAUCUGUAUCUAGAUGGUAAACAUAUCGACCUACCGGAGUUGGAGUCCAUAGUUAUUUUAAACAUUUCUUCGUGGGGAGCAGGAGUCAAUCUUUGGAGUAUGGUCAGCGACAGCUCAGGAACCACUUCACAGUCUUAUCACGAUGGGAUUUUGGAAGUGGUGGGUAUUUAUUCUUCAUUCCAUAUGGCACAGCUACAAGUUGGUAUUUCAACGCCUUUAAAAUUAGGACAAGCUAAAGUGGUGGAUAUUCAUCUGAAACAGAAGGCCCCAAUGCAAGUGGACGGCGAGCCUUGGGAACAGCCCCCCGGUAAGUUGAAAGUGUCGUUCGUCAAUAGGUGUCCCGUACUUAUUAACCAAAAUAGUUCAGAAUAAGUUGUUAUUUGUUUUUAAAUGUUUUAAGUGUCUAUUGUUUGUUUUUUAACCAAGAGGAGUGAUUCAAAUUUACCGCGCCGUAAUGCUUGUUUCUAAUUGGUCCAACCGCAGGCAAGUUUACUCCACUGUUAAUAAAUUUUGACACUAAUGACAUUUAUCAAAUUUUGGCACUUCUGUCAUUUUAUAGGUUAAUUAAGUAUAUCGGCGAUUUUUUGUGUUUUCUGCAUUAUUCCUUUAAUUUGUAGGUUUUUAGUCUACUUUUAUAUAAAAACGUUUGUUUUUAGAACUCUUUAGCGAUGUGUUAGUAUAAUAUAAUAUGUAUGGAUUAUCAUCGAAAGCUGAUAUGAUCAACGAAAAAGAAGAUGAAUUUGGUGACUUUUCUAGUAACUUUCUUGGGUGUGAAUCUGUCUUUUUAGUUUACUCCUCUUGGUUAAAAAAUCAACUAUAGUAAGAUCUAUUUCUUCCUUCACGAGAAUAUCGGAGUAUUAUUUCAUAACUAAAUUGGUCUAGAAUGCAAAUGCAAGAAGAAUUUAAAGCUGUUGUCAAUAAUAAUACACAGGGUGACGGCUUAAAGCCGUUACAGCUUCAUCAAGAACUAAUGUUAGAUGUUAUCGUGUUCGUGAUAAACUACAAACGUGAUGAUUAUAUUAAAAAACGCCCACAAGAAAAAAUCUGAAAAGAGGAUCCUCUUCUUACGGUGCAUAUCCGUUCUGCAUGUGGCAAUCAGCACGGCUAUUCUUACUUUGCUUGCAGCCAUUCGGCAUAGUCCGGUGGUAAACGUAUUGAACCAGGUUUCUUCUGAUGCAAGAAAUAGAUCGAUCUGUUAGAUAAUAGCACUAUUUAUUGUUGUGUUUUUGUCAAGGAAUAAUAAGUUUAAAUAUCUGUUCAGUAUUUCAAAGUGUAUUUUUGUUGAUUUUAAUUGAAUCAGUUGUUACUUAAGAAACAUAACGAUUACCAAUAUCGUUCUUGUAUAUUUCUAGUUUUUUGACAAAUGACAAGGUUAACAGUUUUUUUGUUAAUUUUUCUUACUCUUUUUAUUAUAAUUCGCAUAAAACAGAUUUAGAACAUUCAGCAAACAGUAUAAGCUUGUCUUCUUUAAAUCUAUCGAUGGUACAGUUACGUGACUCAGAUAUAACCAAAUUUAUUGGUUGUAAAAUGUAUGCCACGUGACUGAAAUGGUCGAUUUUGAUUGAAUUUUAAACAUUUGAUUGUAAUUUGUCCAAAAUUGGUUUCAAAGUGUCAUAAGUAGCAACACUUUCAAUAGUAUUAUAAUUUAUUUAUGAUUUUAUAUAUAAAAAUGAUGUAAACUCUUAAUAGAAUCUAUGUGUCUUCUUGAUUCUUUGCGUAAUCUUUUUAUAUGAGAAUAAAGCAAAUUUGACUUUUGUCUUCCUUAAAGUUUUCGGCAUAGACCUAAUCUAUUAAAUUCGAGUCAAAUUAUUGAUCCCUCUUCCAUUUUCUCUUUUAUUCAAAUGUUUUUUUCCGCAAGCAUUACAUUACAUUAAAGUUCAUAUUAUACAUCAUAUCACAUUAUAGUUUGUGGUUUUCAAUUCACUUGUGUAGCAUGUGUUUGAUUCAUCUUUUAACUAAUUUAAUAUACAUUGAUGAGUGCGCUAAUAACCGGCAAACGCAAAAGACGGAAAACAUAAUACGUUGUGAAAUAAAAAGAGAUGAAACUAGUAGAGCUGUGAAAUUAUCAAUAGAAACCUAUAAAUUUACAUUAUAUUGAUAGUUUCCCACCUUUAGACGUAUCGGAGAAAUUUGGCAACUGCACUGGAAUGUUAUAAUUUGGACUUGGAAUUCCAACUUGGAAUUUUAUAAAAUUCUCCUGUGACAGUUUGACGCCGAUACGUCUAAAGGUGGAAAUUUACGUAAAAUAAUACUUAAAACUGUCAAUAUAAUGUAAAUUCAUAGGUCUCUAUUAAUAAUUUCUUACCUCUACUAGUUUCUUCUCUUUUAUUUUACAACGUAUUAUGUUUUCCGUCUUUUCUGUUAUUUUGCCGGAUAUUAGCGCACUCAGCACUGUAUUUAUUGUACCUACAGAAAUAGUUGAUUGAUUUAUUUUUGAAAAUAGGUGUUCUAAAAAUAUCAAUCUCCAAAUUUCAUCUCUUGGAAAUCUUGUUAAACCUUAUGAGAAUGCCAGAACAGAAGAUAACUUCACGUUUCUUAUGAUAUUGGUUUAGAAAGUAAGCUAUAACAUGUUUUACAUUCAAUAAAGUAAGGUUUUUGGAUGUCUGUUAUUUUCUCUAGCUUUGUUAUCUUGUUAUAUCUCAGAAGUUUCGAAUAUUAAUUUAUAAUUAUUUUAUGGUUGAUGGUUGUUCUUAAUAUUUAUUAUAUAUGUGUUUAUAUAAAAAUAUACAUGAAAAAUAAAGUAUCAAAUUGU